AGCUCCAAACCUGAGCCACCCAUUCCAUCUUCAUGGAUACUCAUUCACAGUUGUUGGAAUCGGAAGGUCUCCAGACAAAAACAUCAAAAAAAUCAAUUUACAGCAUGCACUAGACCUGGAUAGGAGAGGUCUUUUGAACAGACACUUCAAUUUGCCUCCAUAUAAAGACACUAUCGCAGUACCGAAUAAUGGUUACGUUAUAUUGAGGUUCAGGGCUGACAAUCCAGGUUUUUGGCUAUUCCAUUGCCAUUUUCUGUUCCAUGUCCUGAUUGGAAUGAAUGUCAUUCUUCACGUUGGAACACAGUCUGAUUUACCCCCUGUCCCGAAAGGUUUUCCAAAAUGUGGUGAUUUCACACCUCCUAUAAGAUUGGAUUAUAAGAAUUAUUAUGAUAAUCCUCAUCAGAAAUAGUACCUUUCUUGAAAUGCGUAUUAAUAAGUGUUAUUUAUUAAGCAGCUCGAUGUGAAAUCUCAGGUCAUGGUGGAGACCAUAAUCGUUUCAGUUUACUUAUUUAUUGUUUAUAUUUAUUAUUUAUACAUCUUUUUAGUUAAUUGUUUGAUUAUUUCAUUUUUCACACUACCUAAUGAAUUUGAGUUUGCGUAUAUUUGCUUAUGUCAUCAAGGAGAGGGGAAAUGCUUACAGUUUUAAUUUUUCCACAACUUUUAUUCAUUAUUUUCAGGUUUUUCAAAAAAUGGGAGUUUUGAACCCACUCGAUGCCAUUUGCAACAAACCAAGAAAGGACGCCAUAUGUGUAAGCCAACUAAGAAAUGCCAAAAAAGUGGACGAAGCCCUGCUACAAGAUAGACCUGAUGUGAAAAUCUUCCUGCCUUUCAAAUUUUUAGUUUACCAAUUGGCCGAUUUGUUCCGACCACAUACGUACAAGAAUUUCUUAGCUGCACCUGGAGGUGACCACGUUAUAAGUUUGAUCGAUGAGAUCUCAUAUCGUUCAGCACCAUCACCACCUCUUUCUCAAAUCGAUGACAUACCACCCGAGCAAUUUUGCAAUGGCGACAACAAGCCAGACUCCUGCGAGCAAAACUGCAUGUGCACUCACAAGGUGGAUCUUCCGCUUAACGCUAUAGUCGAAGUUGUUUUGGUAGACGAAGUCCAAGCACCAAACCUGAGUCAUCCAUUUCAUCUUCAUGGUUAUUCCUUCGUUGUUGUUGGUACUGGAAGAUCACCAGACACGAAUAUCAAGAAGAUCAAUCUUAAGCAUGCUCUAGACUUAGAUAGAAGAGGACUGUUACAUAGGCACUUUAAACUACCGCCAUAUAAAGACACCAUUGCUGUGCCUAACAAUGGAUAUGUUAUUUUGAGGUUUAGAGCCGAUAACCCAGGUUACUGGCUAUUCCACUGCCACUUCCUUUUCCAUGUGUUGAUAGGAAUGAACCUUAUACUCCACGUAGGCACCAAGGCAGAUCUACCACCAGUGCCGAAAGGAUUUCCCAGAUGCGGAGAUUUCACACCACCAAUAAGAACGGAUCACUUGAAUCAGUACCACAACCCAUACCAUUAACAUUUUGUGAUCAAUUGAUUCAGUAACGUAACUCUCAGGUGAUGAAAAUCAGUGAUUCCUAGAAUAUUUAUUUAUGAAUAGGUGAACCUUCGACUUCGAAUGACCGAAGUUUUCUACUUUUGUAACCAAAUGGUCAAGGUGUUAAGACCAACUAGUCUCUUUAAUUUUGAAGUUGAAUACUCUUGAGUUUGUCAGAAAAAAAAAAAGUCAAUUGUGCCUUAGUUUUGUACCGAUAAAAAAUAUAUGUUUUUGUUAUGAUA
Messenger RNA from Coccinella septempunctata (seven-spotted ladybird), 1774 nucleotides. RefSeq names its product laccase-25-like. Gene Ontology annotation, cellular component: plasma membrane. The record is from RefSeq and is a predicted model, not a curated record. The coding region runs from base 582 to 1514 and encodes 310 amino acids. Lineage: Eukaryota; Metazoa; Arthropoda; Insecta; Coleoptera; Coccinellidae. Gene Ontology annotation, biological process: iron ion transport. The transcript has 6 exons. Gene Ontology annotation, molecular function: oxidoreductase activity; copper ion binding.